Colletotrichum higginsianum IMI 349063 is the source of this 405-nucleotide messenger RNA. Its product is annotated as histone H3-like centromeric protein cse-4. The record is from RefSeq and is a predicted model, not a curated record. Lineage: Eukaryota; Fungi; Ascomycota; Sordariomycetes; Glomerellales; Glomerellaceae. Bases 1 to 405 code for a protein of 134 amino acids. Gene Ontology annotation, cellular component: nucleosome. Gene Ontology annotation, molecular function: structural constituent of chromatin; protein heterodimerization activity; DNA binding. The transcript is spliced from 3 exons.
AUGCCUCCUAGGAAGAGACAGUCGGACGCUUCACGUCGAAAAUCGCGCCAGAGUGAUGUACAACCUGGUGACCCGAUUCCCAACCGAGGCAAGCGACGCUACAGACCCGGCACAGUUGCUCUCAGGGAAAUCCGAAAAUACCAGAGCGGCACCCAGCUUUUGCUGCGUCAGCUUCCCUUCUCUCGACUUGUCCGCGAAAUUGCCGAGUCGGUGAGACCCCGGGGAGAGGCGAUGCGGUGGCAAUCACAAGCAAUACAGGCACUUCAAGAAGCCGCCGAGGCUUUCUUGGUUCACCUAUUUGAAGAUACAAACCUCUGCGCUAUCCACGCCAAGAGAGUGACCAUUAUGCAAAAGGAUAUUCAGCUUGCCAGGCGCAUUCGGGGCGUCUGGGGUGGAUUGGGUUGA